Messenger RNA from Pleuronectes platessa (European plaice), 743 nucleotides. RefSeq names its product lactose-binding lectin l-2. NCBI's taxonomy places the organism in Eukaryota, Metazoa, Chordata, Actinopteri, Pleuronectiformes, Pleuronectidae. Bases 162 to 653 code for a protein of 163 amino acids. The record is from RefSeq and is a predicted model, not a curated record. Gene Ontology annotation, molecular function: signaling receptor activity. The transcript has a single exon.
CCAAUAACAUCACAUCAACAGUUCAGACACCCUCUCUGAAGAGUAUAAAAGAACACAGCCUGCCCACCUGUCUCCUUCAAACUCUCAUUCUCAUCCAACAGUGCAGAUCAUCUCCAACCCCUCGUCCUGCUCCUGUGACAGAGAGAGAGAGAGACGCCAACAUGAUCCUGCUCCUCCUUCUGUUCACCCUGACCCUGGGUGCUGUGUCUCCUUCAGAUGGACCUGAGGUCCAGCUGCAGCUUGGAAACUGUCCCAUGUUCUGGUUCAGCUUCAACAACCGCUGCUACAAGUACGUGGCCGCACAAAUGACCUGGGCCGAUGCAGAGCUCAAUUGUCUCUCACAGGGAGCCAACCUGGUGUCUAUCCACAGUCUGGAUGAAAAGAAUUACAUCAAAGCCCUGAUCAAGAGCUUUGAUCCUGCUGAAGGAAAAACCUGGAUCGGAUUCAGCGACAACAACAAAGAAGGCAGCUGGAUGUGGUCUGAUGGAUCUGCAGUGGACUUUAACUUUUGGGCUCCAGGACAGCCAGACAACAGUCACAGUUCAGAAAACUGUUGUUAUAACAACUAUGAGACCGUUAAGAAAUGGAAUGAUGGAUAUUGCACUGACCCUCUUCCUUCUGUAUGUGCAUCUCGCAUAAUGUGUCCUCAGUGAUUGUUUAGUCUGAUUUAACCUGGUCACUGAUCACCUGAUGCUUGUUAACGUGAAAUAGUCGACAGCAAUAAAGAUACAAAUGCAAACUUC